CGUGGCACUCAAGUGAUUGGGGCUUUUUAGAAACCCGGAAGUAGUGUGUGAAGGUCUUUGGCGAUGGGUCGGAGUUUAGAUAACAUUUCCUCGUCGUAGGUCCCGAGUCGUUAUCAAAAUGGGUGUUAAAAUAGAGGUGUUUAGAAUGAUGUUGUAUCUAUCCUUUCCCGUGGCCAUGUUCUGGAUCUCUAAUCAAGCAGAGUACUUUGAAGAAUACGUAGUGAAAAGAAAGAGGGAGAUCUUCCCCCCUAACGAGGCACUGCAAAGGAAAGAGUUAGAGGACUUCAAAGAGCGAAUGCGUGCUCGCAAGGAGCAGCAAAUAUUAAAAAAUCUCUCUGAAGAAUCUGAGAACUGAGGACUUUGUUGAGGAAAUACACAUGUUCUCAGCACCACUGAUGGAGGAUUGUCAUGGAGUGUUUUUAAGUAAAAGAAAACUGAUCAGACACCAGACCACAGUGGAAGUCUGCAAAGUUAACACAUCCCAAAGGGUGUUUUCCAGGGAUUAAUUAUGCCUAAUAAGACUGCUGUUGUUUGACUUUCAAGUUCUGUUGCCAGAAUGCUUUGUAUGUAUUUAAAUGCCUUAUCAGUUGAGUUCCUGUGAUUGUGAUAAAAAUAAAUAUUUGAGUUAUAGAUCCA
Lates calcarifer (barramundi perch) is the source of this 636-nucleotide messenger RNA. Its product is annotated as protein PET100 homolog, mitochondrial. Gene Ontology annotation, cellular component: mitochondrion; mitochondrial inner membrane. The record is from RefSeq and is a predicted model, not a curated record. NCBI's taxonomy places the organism in Eukaryota, Metazoa, Chordata, Actinopteri, Centropomidae. The transcript is spliced from 4 exons. Bases 119 to 355 code for a protein of 78 amino acids. Gene Ontology annotation, biological process: mitochondrial respiratory chain complex IV assembly.